AUGUUCUCCCUUGUCCGCAUUUAUCUGCUCAGGUCCCAUAACACGAAACGUGAAAUCUGCAAGUGGACAACAAUUCACCUGGAUGCUGUCAGCUACGCUCAGAUAAUUCAGCUUGUAGACGAUCAGACCUCGAACAGCAGUCUUUCAUUGACAGGCAGCAAAAUCGUACAAGGGAUAGUGUUUGGUUACGGACCGGAAGGUAAUUCUACCACUAACACUCACACCCCAUCCCAAGGUAUCCUCAAAAAUGUCUCAAACGCGAAUGGUACCAUCCUCGUCAAAAAUGCGGACGAAUUGAUCAAUUUCACCCGCGGCGAGGAACAACAACUCGAAAAGAUUUUCAAAGAAAUCACCUUUUCAGGCAUAGAAGUCAUCAUCACAGGCUCGUCCAUCGGCGACCUCGCUCUACACUCCCUCAAUGGCUUCGACACUGCCGGACUCAAACAAAGUCCUCUCCAAGUUCGACCUCCGCUGCGCAGUUCGAAUCGUCAACGUCACACCCUUCUCCGCAUCAGCGCACCCACCCCAGAGCAAGCAGCACUUUUGAGACAACAAAGAUCGGCGGAGACCGUGUCACCGUUCUCUGCCACUAAUCACUUAGUUGUCACUCACGAAUCGCGACAUCGUGCUCAUUGGCUGCUGUGGGCCAAGGCAAGCACUGCCAAAAGCCAGUAG
Suillus clintonianus is the source of this 675-nucleotide messenger RNA. RefSeq lists its product as uncharacterized. The transcript has 4 exons. The coding region runs from base 1 to 675 and encodes 224 amino acids. NCBI's taxonomy places the organism in Eukaryota, Fungi, Basidiomycota, Agaricomycetes, Boletales, Suillaceae. The record is from RefSeq and is a predicted model, not a curated record.